Molecule: messenger RNA, 688 nt
Organism: Ananas comosus (pineapple)
Lineage: Eukaryota; Viridiplantae; Streptophyta; Magnoliopsida; Poales; Bromeliaceae
Product: putative calcium-binding protein CML19
Exons: 1
Coding region: 71-526 (151 amino acids)
Molecular function (GO): calcium ion binding
Source: RefSeq, a predicted model, not a curated record
CUCCAUACUACUACUAUCCAUUAUAUUGUUUAUUAUUAUUAUUUUGGUUUUAAAUUGUACAAUUUGUAAGAUGCCAACGGCAGCGUCGAUCUCCGACGUCGUUGAAUUCGAACACGUGUUCAGGUCCUUCGACAAGGACGGCGACGGAAGGAUCUCCGCCGCCGAGCUGCGAUGCUACAUGAGCGCGACGCUCGGCGAGGAAAUCCCAGCGGAGGACGCCGCGGCGUUGGUGGCCUCUGCGGACGCCGACGGCGACGGUUUACUAGACGUGGAUGAGUUUACGAGGCUGGCGAAGUUCGCGGACGGCGAGGAGGGGGAGAGGAUUGAGAGGGAGUUGAGAGAGGCUUUUGGGAUGUAUGAGAAUGAGGGGGAGGGGUGUAUCACGCCAAAGAGCUUAAGAAGGAUGCUGAGUAGGUUGGGGGCAUCGAGGGGGGUAGAGGAGUGCAGGAAUAUGAUUCGUAGGUUUGAUAUUGAUGGGGAUGGGGUGCUAAGUUUUGAGGAGUUUAGGAUUAUGAUGAUGGUUUGAGCCUUUGAGGUGUUCUCCAUAUAUAUAUGGAUUGGAUUCAAGGGAUUUUUGUAGUAUAUAUAGGUUGAAGAUUGUGAUUAGUGUGAUUGGAUUAGUAGAGAUUGUUCUUUUGUUUUCUUUAUUUAUUUCAAAAUGUAAUUAUCAUUGGUGUGUAGUGCUUAA